Molecule: messenger RNA, 5153 nt
Organism: Pelmatolapia mariae (spotted tilapia)
Lineage: Eukaryota; Metazoa; Chordata; Actinopteri; Cichliformes; Cichlidae
Gene: creb1b
Product: cAMP responsive element binding protein 1b
Exons: 10
Coding region: 423-1412 (329 amino acids)
Biological process (GO): regulation of transcription by RNA polymerase II
Cellular component (GO): ATF4-CREB1 transcription factor complex; nucleus
Molecular function (GO): DNA-binding transcription factor activity, RNA polymerase II-specific; protein binding; cAMP response element binding
Source: RefSeq, a predicted model, not a curated record
CAUCUGCUUUCUCGUCCUUCUCCAAUCUCCGUGUUGUUGUUCCCGGUGACGCGGCGGAGGUGUAGCCUGACGCGGGCUCUUACGUGUCGGCCAGAAUAAAAGUGGAGCUCCGGAGGCCUGGGAGUGACGAAGGGAGACUGUACCGAUUAGCUCGGGAAAUGUGAGACCAUGAAACCGACUGAAAGCAGACCCUACACUGAAAGCAUGAGAGCUGAAAACCCUGUUGGCCUUUUCUGUUAUUGCUGCUGUUACCCAAAACAGUCGUCUUUUGCUGAGCUGACAAACUCGUAGAGAAGCAGAAGAGUAGUAGCUAUGUGACGCCAUUCUCUCAGAGAAAAGUGACCAGGGUUUACAUUCAGACAUGAAGACGACAAAUGCCUUCAGCUUAUUGUAAAGCAGAGCGGGCUUAUACAGGUUAGCCAAUGAAGAUGGAGUCAGCAGCAGAGGUUCAGCAGGGGGCAGAGACUGCUAUGACUGAGACGGAGAACCAGCAGAUCACCCCGGCACAGAUUGCUACUUUGGCGCAGGUGUCCAUGACAGCAGGACAUGCUUCAGCAACAGGUCCCACAGUAACACUGGUACAGCUGCCCAACGGACAGACGGUUCAGGUCCACGGUGUGAUCCAGGCUGCGCAGCCAUCUGUAAUCCAGUCCCCACAGGUCCAAGCCGUACAGAUCUCCACCAUAGCAGAAAGCGAGGAUUCGCAGGAGUCUGUAGACAGUGUGACCGACUCUCAGAAGCGCAGAGAGAUUCUAUCACGGCGCCCCUCAUACAGGAAAAUUCUGAACGACCUUUCGUCUGACGCACCUGCUGUCCCUCGUAUCGAGGAAGAAAAGGCCGAAGAAGACUCAUCUGCUGCUGCUGCCACACCUGCAAUCACCACUGUUACUGUCCCGACACCCAUCUACCAGACCAGCAGCGGCCAAUACAUUGCAAUCACACAGGGUGGAGCCAUUCAGUUGGCCAAUAAUGGUACAGAUGGAGUACAGGGCCUUCAGACUCUGACUAUGACUAAUGCAGCAGCAGCCCAGCCUGGCGCCACGAUACUGCAGUAUGCACAGACCAGUGACGGCCAGCAGAUACUGGUUCCCAGCAACCAGGUGGUGGUCCAAGCUGCCUCAGGUGACGUUCAGGCCUAUCAGAUCCGAGCAGCCCCUGCCAGCACCAUUGCUCCCGGGGUAGUCAUGGCCUCGUCCCCUGCUCUUCCGACCCAGGGUGCCACUGAGGAGGUCACCAGAAAACGCGAGGUCCGCCUCAUGAAGAACAGAGAGGCGGCCCGUGAAUGUCGCAGGAAGAAGAAGGAGUAUGUUAAAUGUCUGGAGAACCGAGUGGCCGUUCUGGAGAACCAAAACAAGACACUAAUUGAAGAACUUAAAGCCCUUAAAGACCUUUACUGCCAUAAAUCAGAGUAGUUGCACUCCUGAACACCAUACUGGGCCAAGUAGCAUUUCAAUACCUUUCAAAUGCUUUGACUGUUUCUGUCUACCUGGCCUUCCGGUUUGCCCUUGCCUGGUCUUUAUCCCCACCCCCACAAAAUUGCUCGAUCUAGAAGACUGUUAUAACAAUAAAUUUAAAAAAACGAAAGUUGUGUACUGUUAUCAAGGUCUAAUGAGAAAAAUUGCAAAAGUGCUAACUGAUACUUCAUAGGCAAUUACAAUACAGAUCGCAAUGACAAACAUAUGACAGUGGUUAACAUGUUUCUUUGUGUACGAGCCUGGGUUUUAUUGUCAUAGUUUUGGCUGAUGCCCAUAUCAUUUAGUCUAAUGUUGCUUCACAGGAAAAAGACAAUAAGAAGAAAUCCUGAUAUCUGCUUGUUUUGUUUUGUUUUUUUCUUUGUUUGUUUUAUCUUUGAGUAAGACAAAUGGUUCAACUUCCAGGCCAACUUGAAGAUGAAAAUCAUUCAUAAUGGUUUACUGAGGUACUAACUUUUACUAUCUCUCUUCCAAGUUUUUUUUUACUUGAAUCAAGGUUCAGUUGUUGAAAAACAGUUUAUUUUUUGGCCUCACUGGACUCCCGUAGAGUCCUGUAUUUACUAUGUAAGCAAUAAUGCCAUCUUUAAGUUGGCCUUGGAGUGUCACUGUUGUAGCUGUCGCUUGCUGUUUAAUUUGCCCAGUGGUUUUGGUUUAAUACAGUAGUCAAACUGUAAGGCAAGAACUAUUUUUACUGUGUCCUAAUAUGUGAUUCAAUGGAAACUUGCCAAAAAAGGUUAUGUUGCACUGGCACAACAUCACAUUGAAGGUAGUCAGUUUGGAAAAUGUUUACUGGCCAAAAUUUUGACAGGAACACAAAGCUUGUUUUAAAAAGAUUUUUUUUUUUUUGGGGGGCGGGGGCAUUGGUUGCCUUUGUUUUUUUAUUUAUAUAUAUAUAAAAUUGUCAUGUCAAUUGAUAUUUUUCCGGCUGUACAUUUUUUUUCUGGAAAAUAGCCAAUAUGUUGCUGUACCAGGCAAACCCAGUCAGUUCCAGUUAAAGGCUUUGAAUGAAACAUGAAUUUCUACUUGAUCCACUCCUUUAUGUGAACCGCAUUGUAAAGGGGACUCUACAGUUAAUUAGGCACAAACAAUCCUUUUUUGUUUUCUAAAUAUUUGUAAUGAUGCUACCAACUGCCAAAAAGGAAGAAAGUGGAGCUACGUAGGUGCAAGCAGAAAUUUGAUUGCCGCAGUCGUAUGUGUUAUAUAUUGAAAUGGUAAUAUUACAAUUUUCUAUUCACUGCUUUUUUUUCUCAACAUGAUGAUUGUCGCUACUACCGAAAGAUCAUUAGCAGUACUGUUUUAAAGGUAGAUUAUUUUUGUUACAAUCUAGACUAAGUCUUUAUAGUUUUGGUAAAGAUUCCUAGUAAUUUUGGGAACAUUUUACUCAUUAGCUUAAGGAAAAAUUUCAAUUUUAGACAUUAGGUAUAUUCACGGUUUAAAUAAAGCGUUGUUGCAUUUGCCAAUGCACGCUCUUAAUUUGGUGCGUAAAAUGCUCUCACAACAAAAUUUUAGAGGAUUAAAAGAAGAAGGAAACAAACCCAAGUAACACAAGCGACACUAUCAAAAGUAAUAAUUAACUUUUGUUUUGUUUUGUUUUUCAAUCUUAUUUCCAUUUUGCAAUGUGUGUUAAAUGGUGGUAAAAUAUGAAUUGUGACACCAUAAGAUUGCGGGUCAUUUCUGGAUAUGUAGCAGAUUGGAUCCUUGGUGAAAUCUACAGAAGAUAAAGGCUACAGUAACAUGAGUUUAACUCUAAUAACCCGUGAAGAUGUACACUCCGUCGAGAGGAGAUCACUUUGUGGGACUGUGUGUGGUUUUUGAACAGAUAUGUGUAUGUAUUUGUGUGUUUAUUUUUUUAUAUUACUGUACAUAGACUCUACAGCAUGUGUAGAACUCAUGUAUUUCUGUUUGUUUGAUAUGGAAAAAAAUGUUCUUAUGGCUUGUAUGAAAAUCAACUUUGCAUAUUUGUAACAUAUAUCAGUGUAUAAUUGAAAGACAUGUAUGUGUGUAUUCAUGUUAUCCACCGGGCCUACCACAGUCAUGGCAGCUAGUGUAUGAGAAAAGGCCUUUAAUGGAGAUGUUAUAUUUUGGAGUGUUCUUUAGGAUCAGUAGUGUUUGUAGACAAAAGCAAGUCUGUUGAAAGCAUUUGGGGUCCACAAGAUAUAUCAGCUUCACAAUUUUGUCAUUGGAAAACUUUAUUAGGUUUCCUAAACAUAUCUUUUGUCUGUGCUCAUGGAAUUUGAGAAUAUCAUUCCCAUUGUUUAGGAUGACUUUCAAAAUAAAAUGUAUUUCAUAAGAAAGCUAUAUUUGUUUUAACAGAACAUAGUGGGGUUUUUAGCAGUGGUACGAUAUUUAUAUCAACUCUUUCUGUUAAAAGAAAUGUUAUAUUGUGACAUAAAUUUGUUAUGAAAAUCAUUCUGAAUGAGCAGAACCUCCAGCAGGUAAAGGUUUUCUGUCUAAGUUAAGAAAUUAAAGCACAGUUUUUAUUUUUUCUUAUGUCAAUUCAGUCAUUCAUUCAUUUCAACCAGAACAUUACUGCAAUCCUGUCUAAUGAAAAGUCUGAGGCAUUUUUAGUGGGAAAGAUGCUGACAUGAAAACUUCAAAAAGUAGAAAGGGAAAUUUAAAAAAUGUCCUUCACGGUUCACGGUUGUGAUCUUUAUACUCAUCAAGAAGUAGUUUGGUGCACUUAUUAGCUUUGUUCAGAGCUUUCAAAUGCUUCCCACUCUUCAUCUACACAUGAAAUUAGUUCAUUUGCCAUUGCACAACAGAGUCACGAUCUCCAGGUUGUCUGAAAUCUUCUGAAGGUCCUAAAUGCAUCUUAAGUUAACAGUAUUUUAACUGUGUUUUCACAAAUUAGUUUCAAAACCUCAGUCAUGAGCUGAGGAGAAAUGUAUGAGGUGUCAAGGCACUUGAGGUCCCUUUGACCCAGUUUUGCUACCCGUAGUGUGGUUUAAAGCAAUUUGUAGUAUUCGUAAAGUCAUAAAUAAUGUUCUUGUACUGCACUCCAGGGGACGAUGAUGAUAAAGUCUGAUGAUCGAGAAAACCAUAAAUGGGCUAAAAAUCUGUAUUUAGUAAUAAAUGCAUGGUCAGUGCCAGGGCUUUAACAGUGUGUGCAGGGAUUGGUAGCAGUGACAAUGUUUAGAUACCAGUGCCAUUACGAUGUGACAGAGAGGAAAUGCAAGAAAGUCAACCCCUUUGUAAUUCAAACAUCCAGUGGUGCUUAUAUUAAAAAAAUCUAGUAAUAACUUUCUUUUCUGUUGAUUUGAUAUGGUGAGCUCAACUUUGUGAUGUGAUUACACAAUAUCUUUUAAACGAUAAUUGUUUCGAUUUUUGUUUGUGUGCCAGAAUAAUUUGUAACGACAGGCCUCAUUUGUGCAUGUAACAGAACGAUAUCCAUGUGUGUAAAAGUGUAUAUAUAAACAGGAUUUCUAGAACAGUAAUAAUGACAUUUUUUCUAACUUUUAAUGUGAUGAGUUUGUAUAUUGCCACUUUUGCAAGUUAUCAAUUGAAAAUGCCAUGUAUCAUACGGUACCUUGUAUAGACGGGGUUGCCAGAUGAAGCGUUCAAUACUGUUUGUUUAAACAUUGUCAAAUUAUAAAACUAUACCAGCUCAUUAUUUCAAAGUGCUGUUACUCUGGCAUUAUGUCACUCUUUUGUAAACACUUGCUAUGUCACAAUAAACUGAUA